UCUCUCAGUCUGAUCGUUAGUCAAUGGGGGUGCUAUCUAUAACGUCACACACGCGCAUCCUGACCAAACGCGCGUGAGAAAAAAGGAGCAAACGCCUGAGCGGACACGCCCACACGUGUAGGUAAAAAGUGAGAAUUUUCUGAAAAUUUGGCUAUGACUUCGCGUCUUUGGAUUUUUCACAACGGAACAGAACAUCUACGAUCUUCUAAGCAUUGAGAGCACGGCCUUUUCAAUAGAACAAGGCCAGCCUAUCUGACGCAAUUGUCUGUGAAAACGUAUCAAACAAACGCGACCCUUCCAGGACAGUUGUAUUGAGAUUAUUUGCCGGCGACGAGUCUUCUACAACGCACGUGCUAGGCCUAAGAACGGGGGAACAUCCGGGGUCAAACAAUCGCGGCCCUUCCAGGACAGUUGUAUUGAGAUUAUUUCCCGCGACGAGCCUUCUACAACGCACGUGCUAGGCCUAAGAACGGGGAACAUCCGGGGUCUAUCCAAAAGUCGAUAGCUGUAGUAACCCCCACAGCUCAGACCAGUUUUACAAACUACGGAAGACACCGGAACAACGUCUGACUCCGAUAGUUCAGAUUUUUUUGGAUACCGUCAUUGAAGGAGUAAGAAACUACAAUCAACCCCCUUGAAGAAAAUUCCAACAUUGGAGACACUCUCUUCAGGAUUUUUUCAGCUAAGGGAUAGAAUAACUGAAAACUUUGAGCAUGUCUACAGUGAGUAUGUUCAAUCCUUGCAUAAUACUCUGGAAUCCUUAAAUUGUUGUGUUAUGGUGAAUAAAAGAAAUGUUAAGACAAUAUUAUUUUAGAAAUGGCUCAGAAGCGUUCGAGUAAUUCUCCCUCUUCAGAAGCUAAAAAAAUUAGAAUUGAAAAUGACCCUACAUCAUCACAUGAUCUCUGCUUUGGUGAAACUUCGACUUUUUCAAGUAGUCUGUUACAACGUGAUCCGUACACAGCCCUGAAUCCUUUUUUAACCGAUGCAAUCAAUGAGUUGAAUGAUAGUUUACGAUCGACACUUAGACACGAUAUUCAGAGCCCCAAUCCGGGUUUGACCGAUAGUUUAACAGCGACACAAACACAGCUGCCUCAUCAUGACGUGUUCUUAGAAUUGAAUCGGAGUCUGUUAACGUUGCAGAAUAGUCUAAAUGAUCAAGAUCUACCUGUGCCGUUAAAUCCAUUUUUAAUCGAUGCAAUCAAUGAGUUGAAUGAUGGUUUAAGAUCGACACUUAGACACGAUAUUCAGAGCCCCAAUCCGGGGUUGACCGAUAAUUUAACAGCGACACAAACACAGCUGCCUCAUCAUGACGUGUUCUUAGAAUUGAAUCAGAGUCUGUUAACGUUGCAGAAUAGUCUAAAUGAUCAAGAUCAACCUGUGCCGUUAAAUCCCUUUUUGAUAGAAGCUGUAAACCAAUUGAACGAAAGUCUUAACUUAUCUAACGAACAAAAUGUCGUUAAUGCAACAACUCCAGUAACCUAUCAAUAUCAAGAACCUGCAUCUCAACAAGAUUUGCUUCAUGGUCUUAAUCAAAGUCUUAUUUUGUUAAAUGACAAUAUCAUUAACUUAAUCAACCAACCUGUUAAUGUUCUGCAAAAUCCCAAAACUGAUCAUGAGUACAUUCCUGAAAUGGUAAAUGAUACAUCAGUAGACAAUGCGUCGGCGCCUACGGGUGAAAAUGUACCCUCAGAUCAUGUAGACAUUGCGUCGCUGCCCACUGGUGAAAAUGUACCCUCAGAUCACGUAGACAGUGCGAAACCUUCAGUUCAAAAUGUACCCUCAGAUCACGUAGACAAUGCGUCGCCGCCUACGGGUGAAAAUGUACCCUCAGAUCACGUAGACAAUGCGUCGCCGCCUACGGGUGAAAAUGUACCCUUAGAUCACGUAGACAACGCAUCGCCGCCACCUUCUGUUGAAAACAAUCAAAUAGGCCAUGGUGUAGAUAGUAAUAUUAGGAUAAUUAAUCGUGACAACUUCAAUAACACAGAGAUCAUAAGAAGAGUGAAUUUUUCUUCUAUCGCUAACGUCAACAGUUUUGCUGAAUUUUAUAAUUAUGUUUUAGAGAUUUUAAACAGCGUGGUAGAAGUUGCGAAUUAAAUG
Messenger RNA from Tachysurus fulvidraco (yellow catfish), 2100 nucleotides. RefSeq lists its product as uncharacterized. The transcript has 6 exons. Bases 817 to 2097 code for a protein of 426 amino acids. The record is from RefSeq and is a predicted model, not a curated record. Lineage: Eukaryota; Metazoa; Chordata; Actinopteri; Siluriformes; Bagridae.